AUGUCACAAAAUGGCGACCACCAUGCGCCUGUGCAAUGGCCUUUCUCUACGCAGUUGUUUAGAUAUGUCCAUUUGAUGGAAACUUCCACUCGUAAUAGUUUCUCAAUUAGCUAAAAGUCUUCGAAAUAUUUUCGUUUAGGUUAAGAUAAGGAGCAUUGACAAUCGAAAUUGCAUAGUUGUUACAGCAAGGAUUGCGCUGUGUUUUGGAUUAGCUUUUCUCUGGAGUUCUCCCCCCCUGUUUUGGGUUAUUUUGGGAGUUUAUCAACUUUUAAAGCAAUUCUUGUCGAUAAUGGAGUUCCACGGUGGUGGGUCUGUUGGGGUCGUGGUCAGUGGCAAUAACGUCCCUGCAUUUCUCACAAAACUUUGGACUCUUGUUGAGGAUCCUGACACCGAUCCUCUGAUCUGCUGGAGCCCAGUGAGUUAGCGAGCGUCAAUAAUGCCAACUAACCUACUACCUAGCUGCUGGACACCUUGCUUCGUAUAACUCAGACUUGGUUCACUUUCUUGACAUUUGCAAGCUAAAUGUCAUUCAAUAUGUUAGCUAACUAGCAGGACAAUUUAACACAGACACCGUUUACUAUAACUAGCUAACUAUAUGAUAAACCACAUCAGUUAGCCAACUAGCUAGUUAGCCUGGGUAGCUAGCUUGCUAACGAGAUCAUACGAGUUGGUUGGACUGAGUCAGAAAGAUGUAACUAACCAGCUAGCUAGGUAACUAGCCAACUUAAUUUGGUCAAAUGUGAAGGUGACACAUUUAUUAAUCUGGGCAGCAAUGGCCGGGGGAGCUUCGUGGCCGGUGGUUUGGUCAUUCCACCCUUCAGCUGUUCCUGGGUGUCAAUUAUCGUUAGCUGGCUAGCUAUGUUAGCAAGCCCUGUCUGCAGCUAGCUAAUUUGGGAAACUGUCGAAACAGUAGCAAGCAAUCUAUACGUGUGUCAAACAGCCAUGCAAAAACCACACAUUCAUUGAAACUAGCUAGCAUGGUUAUGAGAAAAGGGGGUGUGAGAAAAGGGGGGUGUGGCUGUAUAACCAAUUUUAGCAACGGAUGAUGAAUAUGUGUGUAACACCGCCAUGACGCAAUUUGACAGCUUUUUACCAGACAUUACUAGCUACAAUAGAUAUAGUAAAAAAAUCGCUGCCCUACCAUGUAAAAAAAAAAGCGAUGUAAAUGUUUACUUUUUUUAUUACGGCUAUGACAGUAUUGCGAAUCAGUCUGACAUUAGUUUUGACAGUAUUUCAAUCUGAAGGAAGUAUGGUUUGAAGUGACUGAAAUGCUUCAAAGGUAUUAGGCAGUUAAGAAGAUCAUCAGCCAAUGUUUUUCUAUGCUCUUCUGUGUAGAAAAUAAUAUAAUUAACCAGGUUUCCAUCCAACCUGUUUAUGCUAUUAAAGUACAUCUGAUGGAAACAGAACAUUUGUGGGUGAAUUUUCGGAAUGUCGACCAAAAAAAAAAAUACGCUAGAUAAGGUGUGAUCUUUUUGUUGGUAAAAUGUAUUAUGCGAGAAAUGUCAGUGGAACCGAUUUUAUGCGCAAAUAGUAUAAUAUAGAAGUAUCGAAGUAAACUUGGAGUCAGGCAAUGACGUGUGGUCCUCCCACUAUGACUUGUCGGGAAAGCAUGCAGUUUAUUAGGCUACAGAUUAAAUAAAUUAUGAUGAACUUCACAGGAUGGUGAAAGUGCAAGGUGAUGAGCCUGAUUCCCCUUUCCGAUAAAUAUCGAGGGUCUUAUUCUGGUGACAUGAUCAUCUAUGCUUGGCUGCCGUUUGACAAAUAAAAAUAAUCAAGCUCUUUUGUCCAUAAUAAUCUCAUCAUGUAGGCUAGACUGUGUCUGCGAGCUAUUGGCGAGACAGCACAUGCCCACUACUUGCUAUAUAAUGCAACCUUUUUUUGUGAGAGAACCAUCAGUUUAAAAGGUGUUGGAAUCACAUUGAAGUUUAUAUUUUUAUUCAGUACAUACCGGGCAUUCGGAAAGUAUUCAGACCCCUUGACUUUUUCAACAUGUUACGUUACAGCCUUAUUCUAAAAUGGAUUAAAUUGUUCCCCUCCCCUCAAUCUACACACAAUAACCCAUAAUGACAAAGCAAAAACAUGUUUUUAGAAAUUUUGCUUAGAGUCUUAUUGGGUAUGACGCUUUGCACACCUAUAUUUGGGGAGUUUCUCCCAUUAUUCUCUGGAGAUCCUCUCAAGCUCUCUCUGGUUGGAUGGGGAGCGUCGCUGCACAGCUAUUUUCAGGUCUCUAGAGAUGUUAGAUCGGGUUCAAGUCUGGGCUCUGGCUGGGCCACUCAAGGACGUUCAAAGACUUGUCCCGAAGCCACUCCUGCGUUGUCUUGGCUGUGUGCUUAGGGUCGUUGUCCUGUUGGAAGGUAAACCUUCACCCCAGUCUGAGAUCCUGAGCGCUCUGGUGCAGGUUUUCAUCAAGUAUCUCUGUACAUUGCUCCAUUCAUCUUUUCCAUCAAUCCUAACUAGUCUCUCUGCCUCUGAAAAACAUACACACAGCAUGAUGAUGCUGCCACCACCAUGCUACACCGUAAGGAUGGUGCCAGAUUUCCUCCAGACGUGAUGCUUGGCAUUCAGGCCAAAGAGUUCAAUCUUCGUUUCAUCAGAACAGAUAAUCUUGUUUCUCAUGGUCUGAGAGUACUUUAGGUGCCUUUUGGCAAACUCCAAGCGGGCUGUCAUGUGCCUUUUACUGAGGAGUGGCCACUCUACCGCAAAGGUCUGAUUAGUGGAGUGCUGCAGAGAUGGUUGUCCUUCUAGAAGUUUCUCCCGUCUCCACAGAGGAACUCUGGAGCUCUGUCAGAGUGACCAUCGGGUUCUUGGUCACCUCCCUGAUCAAGGCCCUUCUCCCCGAGUGCUCAGUUUGGUCGGGCGGCCAGCUCUAAGAAGAGUCUUGGUGGUUCCAACUUUUUGGUACCCUUCCCCAGAUCUGUGCCUCGACACAAUUCUGUCUCGGAGCUCUACGGACAAUUUCUUCAACCUCAUGGCUUGGUAUUUGCUCUGACAUGCACUGUCAACUGUGGGACCUUAUAUAGACAGGUGUGUGGCUUUCCAAAUCAUGUCCAAUCAGUUGAAUUUACCACAGGUGAACUCCAAUCAAGUUGUAGGAACAUAUCAAGGAUGAUCAAUGGAAACAGGAUGCACCUGAUCUUUUCAUUGGCAAGAUUAGCAAAUUUAGGCAGGACAUGCCAGCAACAAACGCUGACACUACAUCCAAGUAUAUCUGACCAAAUUAUGAAAGACAAGUAUUGUAAUUUUGAAUUCCGUAAAGUAAGUGGAAGAGGUGACAAGUAUUAUUGUUAAUCAAGAAUGACAAGUUACCAGGGUCUGACAACUUGGAUAGGAAAUAAUAGGAGUAUAAUAGCGGACGAUGUUGCCACUCCUAAUGAAUCAUUUUAUACAGUGAGGGAAAAAAUAUUUGAUCCCCUGCUGAUUUUGUACGUUUGCCCACUGACAAAGACAAGACCGGUCCAUAAUUUGAAUGGUAGGUUUAUUUGAACAGUGAGAGACAGAAUAACAACAAAAUCCAGAAAAACUGGAUUUGUCAAAAAUGUUAUAAAUUGAUUUGCAUUUUAAUGAGGGAAAUAAGUAUUUGACCCCUCUGCAAAACAUGACUUAGUACUUGGUGGCAAAACCCUUGUUGGCAAUCACAGAGGUCAGACAUUUCUUAUAGUUGGCCACUAGGUUUGCACACAUCUCAGGAGGGGUUUUGUUCCACUCCUCUUUGCAGAUCUUCUCCAAGUCAUUAAGGUUUCGAGGCUGACGUUUGGCAACUCAAACCUUCAGCUCCUUCCACAGAUUUUGGCUAGGCCACUCCAGGACCUUAAUGUGCUUCUUCUUGAGCCACUCCUUUGUUGCCUUGGCCGUGUGUUUUGGGUCAUUGUCAUGCUGGAAUACCCAUCCACGACCCAUUUUCAAUGCCCUGGCUGAGGGAAGGAGGUUCUCAUCCAAGAUUUGACGGUACAUGGCGCCAUCCAUCGUCCCUUUGAUGCGGUGAAGUUGUCCUGUCCCCUUAGCAGAAAAACACCACCAAAGCAUAAUGUUUGCACCUCCAUAUUUGACAGUGGGGAUGGUGUUCUUGGGGUCAUAGGCAGCAUUCCUCCUCCUCCAAACACGGCGAGUUGAGUUGAUGCCAAAGAGCUCGAUUUUGGUCUCAUCUGACCACAACACUUUCACCCAGUUCUCCUCUGAAUCAUUCAGAUGUUCAUUGGCAAACUUCAGAUGGCCCUGUAUAUGUGCUUUCUUGAGCAGGGGGACCUUGCGGGCACUGCAGGAUUUCAGUUAUUCACGGCGUAGUGUGUUACCAAUUGUUUUCUUGUGGACUAUGGUCCCAGCUGCCUUGAGAUCAUUGACAAGAUCCUCCCGUGUAGUUCUGGGCUGAUUCCUCACCGUUCUCGUGAUCAUUGCAACUCCACGAGUUGAGAGCUUGCAUGGAGCCCCAGGCUGAGGGAAAUUGACUGUGCUUUUGUACUUCUUCCAUUUGCGAAUAAUCACACCAACUGUUGUCACCUUCUCACCAUGCUGCUUGGCGAUGGUCUUGUAGCCCAUUCCAGCCUUGUGUAGGUCUACAAUCUUGUCCCUGACAUCCUUGGAGAGCUCUUUGGUCUUGACCAUGGUGGAGAGUUUGGAAUCUGAUUGAUUGAUUGCUUCUGUGGACAGGUGUCUUUUAUACAGGUAACAAACUGAGAUUAAGAGCACUCCCUUUAAGAGUGUGCUCCUAAUCUCAGCUCGUUACCUGUAUAAAAGACACCUGGGAGCCAGAAAUCUUUCUGAUUGAGAGGGGGUCAAAUACUUAUUUACCUCAUUAAAAUGCAAAUCCAUUUAUAACAUUUUUGACAUGCGUUUUUCUGGAUUUUUUUGUUGUUAUUCUGUCUCUCACUGUUCAAAUAAACCUACCACUAAAAUUCUAGACUGAUAAUUUCUUUGUCAGUGGGCAAAUGUACAAAAUCAGCAGGGGAUCAAAUACUUUUUUCCCUCACUGUACUUUCAGCACGCUUAUAGGUAAGGACAUUCAACAAGCACUUACACAAAUGACUGAUGAUUGGCUGAGAGAAAUUGAUGAUAAAAAAGAUUGUGGGGGCUGUUUUGUUAGACUUCAGUGCGGCUUUUGACAUUAUCGAUCAUAGUCUGUUGCUGAAAAAACUGAUGUGUUAUGGCUUUACACCCUCUGCUAUAUUGUGGAUAAAGAGUUACUUGUCUAACAGAACACAGAGGGUGUUCUUUAAUGGAAGCCUCUCCAACAAAAUCCAGGUAGAAUCAGGAAUUCCCCAGGGCAGCUGUCUAGGCCACUUACAUUUGUCAAUCUUUACUAACGACAUGCCACUGGCUUUGAGUAAAGCCAGUGUGUCUAUGUAUGCAGAUGACUCAACACUAUACACGUCAGCUAACACAGCGACUGAAAUGACAGCAACACUUAACAAAGCGCUGCAGUUAUUUUCAGAAUGGGUGGCAAGGAAUAAGUUAGUCCUAAAUAUUUCAAAAACUAAAAGCAUUGUAUUUGGGACAAAUCAUUCACUAAACCCUAAACGUCAACUAAAUCUUGUAAUGAAUAAUGUGGAAAUUGAGCAAGUUGAGGAGACUAAAUUGCUUGGCGUAACCCUGGAUUGUGAACUCUGUUCCACAUCAAGUAACUCAUGCCAGCUGUAAAAUUAAUUUUAAAAAAACAGAUAAAAAAUACACCUUAUGGAACAGCGGGGACUGUGAAGCAACACAAACAUAGACACAUGCAUACAAACACACAAUAAUAUACGCACUAUACACACGUACACAUGGAUUUUGUGUUAAUGAUAUGUGGUAGUAUAGUAGAGGCCUGAGGGUCAAUGUAAAUAGUCCGGGUGGCCAUUUGAGUAAUUGUUCAGCAGUCUUAUGGCUUGGGGGUAGAAGCUGUGAAUGAGCCUUUAGGUCCUAGACUUGGUGCUCCGGUACCGCUUGCCAUGCAGUAGCAGAGAGAACAGCCUAUGACUUGGGUGACUGGAGUCUGACAAUUUUUUGGGCUUUUCUCUGACACCGCCUAGUAUAUAGGUCCUGGAUGGCAGGAAGCUUGGCCUCAGUGAUGUACUGGGCCGUACGCACUACCCUCUGUAGCGCCUUAUGGUCAGAUGCCGAGCAGUUGCCAUAGCAGGCGGCGAUGCAACUGGUCAGGAUGCUCUCGGUGGUGCAGCUGUAGAACUUUAUGAGGAUCUGGUGACCCAUGCCAAAUCUUUUCAGUCUCCUGAGGGGGAAAAGGUGUUGUCGUGCCCUCUUCAUGACUGUCUUGGUGUGUUUGGACCAUGAUAGUUUGUUGGUGAUGUGGACACCAAGGAACUUGAAACUCUCAACCCGCUCCACUACAGCCCCUUUGAUGUUAAUGGGGGCCUGUUCGGCCCGCCUUUUCCUGUAGUCCACGAUCAGCUCCUUUGUCUUGCUCACAUUGAGGGAGAGGUUGUUAUCCUGGCACCAGACCGCCAGGUCUCUGACCUCCUCCCUAUAGGCUGUCUCAUUGUUGUCGGUGAUCAGGCCUACCACUGUUGUGUCGUCAGCAAACUUAAUGAUGGUGUUGGAGUCGUGUUUCUUUACAUCGCCAAUGUGGUAUUUCGUAAUGAUCCAACCUGUAAACCAAUGCCAGAGACUUGCCAAAGUCACAGAGUUUAGUUAGACUUUAUCAGACCCAAUGUUGUUUAGCUUUGUUGUAAGCCACCCAAGGCAGCUUAACCUGAUUCUUAGUACAUGCUCAGUACAUAAGGCCUAGCUAAGGUAAACCUGGGUUGUGCGAUAUUUCUUUAACUGUUAUUGUUCUUCCUUUACAGAAUGGCAACAGCUUCCAUGUGUUUGAUCAGUGCCGAUUCUCCAAGGAGGUGCUUCCCAAGUAUUUUAAACACAAUAACAUGGCCAGCUUUGUGCGCCAGCUCAAUAUGUGUGAGUUGUCAUUCAUGUAUUUAACACAUUAGCAUGGCAAUGCCAUGGAAUAAAAUCUUAAUAGUACCUUCAUUUGAUUUGCUUAUACUAUUUAUGUUUCUCCAGUUUAGCAUUUUGCCUCCAGAACCUUCACUUAUCGGUUUUGGGUGUGCGGUAGAUUCUGCAUAUUAUUUGCUUAUAUUAUAAUGAGCCUUUAAAUAGACUCAACCAAGGACUUAUUUUUAUAGAGGCUAUUUCUCAGAAGUUGAGGUAGAUGUAACAAUGUGGUUUUUUUAAACUGUGAAAUCCUUGUGCUUUUUUUUGUAUCUUUGGUUAUGUAAUCCACUUGCAUGUUAUUUAUUAAGACUGAAAAGGCUAGGAGGAUAUGAUUGCAUACAGUGACCUAGAAACCAGGCAAAUGUCAGAAACAAAAAAUAAAGGCUAUGUAAUUGGCAUGUAUCUCUAGAAAUUGAAUGGUAUGCCUUAGUCAAAACUGUAAAUUGUUGUUUUUUUCUUUCUACAGAUGGCUUCCGCAAAGUAGUCCACAUUGAGCAGGGCGGCCUGGUGAAGCCUGAGAAGGACGACACUGAAUUCCAGCAUCCCUACUUCAUCCGCGGCCAAGAGCAUCUGUUGGAAAAUAUUAAACGGAAAGUUAACAAUGUAAGUGCAAAAUGAUAAGGUGAUCAUCAUGAUAUGUCUGAUUCAUGUGUAGUGUGUUUCUUCGUACUCAACUCCGAACAGUGUUUUAAAUAGGCUUUACAAUGCCCAAACAAUAUUAGUUAAGAAAUUAGUACAAAUAUAUUACAUUUAUAGUCAGAACUAUGUAGCCAACUCCCUGUAGAAAACACACAUGGAAAUCCUCAGUAAAACUCCCCAUAGAGAAGACCCAUUGGGAUGCUCCUCAGACAUACGGCAUGUCAGAAUGACAGCAUGUGCUCCCAGUGCAUGGCCUGCUUGGCCUGCUCUUCCUCUCUGCUCGCGGGACAGAUUGAGCUAAUCUAGUGGUCUCUGUGGAGCCUGCCAGCUGGGGAUGGGUGGAUUAGAGAAGGCAGGCCAGGGAGCUCGUGAUCUGAUGUUGCCUGACCCUUAAAUGCAGUCACUUUCUGCUCCACUCAGUCCACUGAUUUACAGCUGUUUCCAUCUGCACCUUGAUAUAGUCUGCCUCGGGCCAACUGACCAGUUCAGGCUAAAAACGGAAUACCGAAUCAUACACUCUUUUCAUUGCGUUUCCAUUGUCUAUCCCUCAGGGUUCAAGUCGGGGCCAAUGCCUACACUGAAGACUUGUUUUGAACUUUUUCCCUCCUCACUUUAACAGUUUUCUUUGCUUUAACAGUUUGCUUUAACCAUUUCGUCAUGUUCUCCCUCCCCCUCAGGUGUCCAAUGUUAAACAUGAUGAGCUUAAGAUGAGCUCAGACGAUGUCUCAAAAAUUCUGACCAACGUUCAGCACAUAAAGGGCAAGCAGGAGACCAUAGACUCCAAAAUCAUCGCCAUGAAGCAGUAAGUGAAACGUUGAGAAGCACAUUCUGAUUCCUAUUCUGAUUAAUUAUUGUGCAUAUUGGACGGUUGACUCGGCUUAACUAAUAAAUUGAAAGGAACAAAAUUAAUAGAAGGUCUGACAAGCGUAGUGCAAAGCACAACCCCCAAAUCCACAUUCAGUGCAUUCGGAAAGUAUUCAGACCCCUUGACCUUUUCCCACAUUUUGUUUCGUUACAGCCUUACUUUAAAAUAAAUUAAAUAUUUUUUGACCUCAUCAAUCUACACACAAUACCCCAUAAUGACCAAGCAAAAACUGGUUUUUAGAUUUUAUUGCAAAUUUAUAAAAUAAAACUGAAAAUGAAAUAUAACAUUUACAUAAGUAUUCAGACCCUUUAGUCAGUACUUUGUUGAAGCACCUUUGGCAGCGAUUACAGCCUCAAUUCUUCUUGGGUAUGACACUACAAGCUUGGCACACCUGUAUUUGGGGAGUUUCUCCCAUUGUUCUCUGCAGAUCCUCUCAAGCUCUGUCAGGUUGGAUGGGGAGUGUUGCUGCACAGCUAUUUUCAGGUCCGUCCAGAGAUGUUCGAUGGGGUUCAAGUCCGGACUCUGGCUGGGCCACUCAAGGACAUUCAGAUACUUGUCCCGAAGCCACUCCUGCAUAGUCUUGGCUGUGUGCUUAGGGUCGUUGUCCUGUUGGAAGGUGAACCUUCGUGCCAGACUGAGGUCCUGAGCGCUCUGGAGCAGGUUUUCAUCAAGGAUCGCUCUGUACUUUGCUCCGUUCAUCUUUCCCUCGAUCCUGACUAGUCUCCCAGUCCCUGCCGCUGAAAAACAUCCACACAGCAUGAUGCUGCCACCACCAUGCUUCACCGUAGGUGUGGUGCCAGGUUUCCUCCAGACGUGACACUUGGCAUUCAGGCCAAAGAGUUCAAGCUUGGUUUCAUCAGACCAGAACAUCUUCUUUCUCAUGGUCAGAGAGUCUUUAGGUGCCUUUUGGCAAACUCCAAGCAGGCUGUCAUGUGCCUUACACUGAGGAUUGGCUUCCAUCUAGCCACUCUACCAUAAAGGGCUGAUUGGUGGUGUGCUGCAGAAAUGGUUGUCUUUCUGGAAGGUUCUCCCAUCUCCAUAGAGGAACUCUGGAGCUCUGUCAGAGUGACCAUUGGGUUCUUGGUCACCUCCCUGACCAUGGCCCUUCUCCCCCGAUUGCUCAGUUUGGCCGGGCGGCAAGCUCUAGGAAGAGUCUUGGUGGUUCCAAACUUCUUCCAUUUUUAAGAAUGAUGAUGGCCACUGUGUUCUUGGGGACCUUCAGUGCUGCAGAAAUGUUUUGGUACCCUUCCCCAGAUCUGUGCCUCGACACAAUCCUGUCUCGGAGCUCUACGGACAAUUCCUUCGACCUCAUUGCUUGGACUUUGCUCUGAAAUGCACUGUCAACUGUGGGACCUUUAUAUAGACAGGUGUGUGGCUUUCCAAAUCAUGUCCAAUCAAUUGAAUUUACCACAGGUGGGCUCCAAUCAAGUUGUAGAAACAUCUCAAGGAUGAUCAACAGAAACAGGAUGCACCUGAGCGCAAUUUCGAGUCUCAUUGCAAAGGGUCUGAAUACUUAUGUAAAUAAAGUAUUUGUUUUUAAUUUUUUAUAAAUUUGCAGAAAAAUCAAAAACAAUUUUUGUUUUGUCAUUAUGGGUUAUUGUGUGUAGAUUGAUGAGGAUUUGUAUUUAUUUAAUCUAUUUUUUAAUAAGGCUGUAACGUAACAUAAUGUGGAAAAAGUCAAGGGGUCUGAAUACUUUCCAAAGGCACUGUAAAUACAAAAUUGUAAAACAUUUUCAGAAUUGACUACCCCUUGAACGAGCCAAAAACAUUCCUCCCCCAGCUUAGCCUCUCAGUUCCACACAAUAAGAUUCUCUCUCGCUCACCCUUUCCUGCUGUGUUGGUAAAUUAGCAAGCAUCCAUAUUGUGUCCCCAUAGGGCUGCCGUAGCCUAGCAUGCUGCAUUAAGGUGGUGUAAACCAGUUUAUUUAAAGCUGGUGAUUAGGCUGCUAGAGCCAGAAUUCUUAGAGACCUGUCAGAGGCUGAAAUAUACAUGCGGGAGUCAGUGUGCUGUUUGAAUCCACAGAGCUGUCCCAAAUGAACACUUUCACGCUAUAAUUUUAUUUUUUUCUGAUUAAGUGCGCACAUCUAGUGAUAUAAAGUAGAGUUUUUAAUGGUGGUUGAACUGCAGCCGUGGAGAGUUGGACCUUCUUUUUCUAGUUAUUAUCCGGCUGUGGUUUAGGAUAGGUAUAGGGUUACUUCUGCGUGUACUUUUUCUGGAUGACUUUAUAAGUUGUAGCCUGGGUGCCAGUCUGUUUCUGCUCUAGCCUCUUACUAACCCCUUAUGGAAUUGUCAUGCCAUGUUUGACUUGACAAUGGAGUAGGCAAAUGCACAAACCGAUCUGGGACCAGGCUAGAUCAGUUGUGGUUCAGACUGAGUUCCAUGUUUGUAGCAGUAUUGAUGUGGGGAUAAUUCAUUGAGUUGUGUCAUUGUACCCCAGUCUGGUUAGUUAGCGUGUCUACUCAUUAUAGAUGUCUUGAUCAAAUGUGGUUCAAAGUUAAGUUUCCAUUUUUUUAACAGUUAUGGGAUAACCCAUUGGGUUGUGUCAAUGCACCCCACUCUGGGACAAUAUAAUGGUGUUUCAUGUUUCAGGACGCUUAGUCACCAUUCUAAAACCGAGUGGUUCCUCUCAUGCAGCUGGGAUGAUAUGGUUGUGCUGCUCACCAGCUGCCUUUAAGCCGUCAGGGUGCAUGUCAGGCCCCACAUCAUUAAUACAAUCCUUCCUCCACACACACACACACACACACACACUUGGAUUCUCCAGCUGGACCCUUGGACUCUUCAUUGCCACCGAGGGCUUUCUCUUCUGUCCCAAACAUAUGUUCACAAACCAGACUUUUUCUUCAUGGUACCAUGAUGCAAUACGCAGGGCAGAUUUAAUUAUGACCUUAUUCAUGGUGUCCAUCCGCAUGGCAUGACAGUCUCUCUCCAUGUCUUUCACUUCACCAUGUCCUCUUAGAAUAGGAGAGUGCAAAAAUAUGGGAUUAUUUACCUUGUUUUAUCCAAUCUGUUUUAUCCAACAUGCCUGUUCGAUCCAUAUCUUUAGAUUAAGAUAUAUCACUCAAAUACGAUUGCUGUCCAUCACCCGAGGUGGGUGGCUCUCAAUAAAACGAGACAAGAAUCUCUCUUACUUAUAAAAAUGGAUUCUUCUCUAUUACCAUAUUGCUAUUUUCACACCUGCGCACCUCCCCUCUGACACUCUGACAAAUCUGACAGUCCAAAAAGUUACAGGUAUGUUUCCGAUUAUCUGAUGACUUUCACAUGUCAAAUAAUCCCUCUGAGUAUUGGUCAGAGUGGUGUUUCAGGGUGAGGAUGGGGGGUCUAGGGAGGGUUGGGUUCGCGGGGGUCAGUGAUGACCCCAUCCACUUGGAGGCAUCUACACCUGCCUCUAUAAACCCUGUUCAUCUGCCCCACAGGGAGGUCAGCACAGAUAGUGGGCUUUUCUGGCGCAGCCUGCUUUUACAGGGCAGGGUGGGUUUACAAGGCAGCAGGUACCACUGAUAGUCUAUAAACACUGAUAAAGCACCUCUCUUUUCCAUGUCAGGAGUAUGAAGGCCUUGUAGCACUCAGAUGACACCCCCAGUACACACGUCCUUCAACCCUCGUUCAGUCUCUGUUUUAAUACCACAUCUGUGUACUGGAAGUUCUUAAGGUUAACAUGCAUUACUCCAUAACAAUGCCAGGUUGUAAGGCCUAAGCUAUGAUAAUCAGCAAAUGUAUGUUUCAUUUUGUCCUAGAAAGCUAGGCCUACAGUUGAAGUCAGAAGUUUACAUACACUUAGGUUGGAGUCAUUAAAACUAGUUUUUCAACCACUCCACAAAUUUCUUGUUAACAAACUAGUUUUGGCAAGUCGGUUAGGACAUCUACUUUGUGCAUGACACAAGUAAUUUUUCCAACAAUUGUUUACAGACAGAUUAUUUCACUUAUAAUUCACUGUAUCACAAUUCCAGUGGGUCAGAAGUUUACAUACACUAAGUUGACGGUGCCUUUAAACAGCUUGGUAAAUUCCAGAAAAUGUCAUGGCUUUAGAAGCUUCUGGUAGGCUAAUUGACAUCAUUUGAGUCAAUUGGAGGUGUACCUGUGGAUGUAUUUCAAGGCCUACCUUCAAACUCAGUGCCUCUUUGCUUGACAUCAUGGGAAAAUCAAAAGAAAUCAGCCAAGACCUCAGAAAAAAAUGGUAGACCUCCACAGUCUGGUUCAUCCUUGGGAGCAAUUUCCAAAUGUCUGAAGGUACCACCUUCAUCUGUACAAACAAUAGUACGCAAGUAUAAACACCAUGGGACCACACAGCCGUCAUACCGCUCAGGAAGGAGACGCGUUCUGUCUCCUAGAAAUGAACGUACUUUGGUGCAAAAAGUGAAAAUCAAUCCCAGAACAACAGCAAAGGACCUUGUGAAGAUGCUGGAGGAAACAGGUACAAAAUCAUCUAUGUCCACAGUAAAACAAGUCCUAUAUCGACAUAACCUGAAAGGCCGCUCAGCAAGGAAGAAGCCACUGCUCCAAAACCGCCAUAAAAAAGCCAGACUACGGUUUGUAACUGCACAUGGGGACAAAGAUAGUACUUUUUGGAGAAAUGUCCUCUGGUCUGAUGAAACAAAAAUAGAACUGUUUGUCCAUAAUGACCAUUGUUAUGUUUGGAGGAAAAAGGGGGUUGUUGCAAGCCGAAGAACACCAUCCCAACCGUGAAGCACGGGGGUGGCAGCAUCAUGCUGUGUGGGUGCUUUGCUGCAGGAGGGACUGGUGCACUUCACAAAAUAGAUGGCAUCAUGAGGAAGGACAAUUAUGUGGAUAUAUUGAAGCAACAUCUCAAGACAUCAGUCAGGAAGUUAAAGCUUGGUCGCAAAUGGGUCUUCCAAAUGACCCCAAGCAUACUUCCAAAGUUGUGGCAAAAUGGCUUAACGACAACAAAGUCAAGGUAUUGGAGUGGCCAUCACAAAGCCGUGACCUCAAUCCUAUAGAAAAUGUGUGGGCAGAACUGAAAAAGCGUGUGCGAGCAAGGAGGCCUACAAACCUGACUCAGUUACACCAGCUCUGUCAGGAGGAAUGGGCCAAAAUUCACCCAAUUUAUUGUGGGAAGCUUGUGGAAGGCUACCCGAAACGUUUGACCCAAGUUAAACAAUUUAAAGACAAUGCUACCAAAUACUAAUUGAGUGUAUGUAAACUUCUGACCCACUGGGAAUGUGAUGAAAUAAAUAAAAGCUGAAAUAAACCAUUCUCUCUACUAUUAUUAUGGCAUUUCACAUUCUUAAAAUAAAGUGGUGAUCCUAACUGACCUAAGACAGGGAAUUUUUACUAGGAUUAAAUGUCAGGAAUUGUGAAAAACUGAGUUUAAAUGUAUUUGGCUAAGGUGUAUGUAAACUUCCGACUUCAACUGUACAUGUUGAUUGAUUUAGAUUUUUCAGGUCUAGAAUACAGGUGUGAGAUCUUAAUUUGACCAGUUUUGUCACUGGAGUAAAAUAAUCCUGCAGCAGGAGGAAUUGAUUAAACAUAAAUAGAAAAAUAAUUAAUUUCUAAAGGGAAAUUAGUUUUGAUAGGUUACAUUAGGCUAUGGUUUAGGUGAAGCCUACGGGAUAUACUUAUGUGUCGUAGUGGAGACCAAUAUAUCUAUCUUGUGUUAUUAAAGAGUAGGAAGCAUUCGUUUUUACUCACCAAAGUAACAACACUGUGUGGUCAAAGACUUAGUAACUUAGUUGUAGUCACGAUCUGGUUACCUAUAACUACAAACAUAGUGUUUUUACAUACAGUGAGGGAAAAAUGUAUUUGAUCCCCUGCUGAUUUUGUACGUUUGCCCACUGACAAAGACAUGAUCAGUCUAUAAUUUUAAUGGUAGGUUUAUUUGAACAGUGAGAGACAGAAUAACAACAAAAAAAUCCAGAAAAACGCAUGUCAAAAAUGUUAUAAAUUUGAUUUGCAUUUUAAUGAGGGAAAUAAGUAUUUGACCCCUCUGCAAAACAUGACUUAGUACUUGGUGGCAAAACCCUUGUUGGCAAUCACAGAGGUCAGACGUUUCUUGUAGUUAGCCACCAGGUUUGCACACAUCUCAGGAGGGAUUUUGUUCCACUCCUCUUUGUAGAUCUUCUCCAAGUCAUUAAGGUUUUGAGCCUGAUGUUUGGCAACUCGAACCUUCAGCUCCCUCCACAGUUUUCUAUGGGAUUAAGGUCUGGAGACUGGCUAGGCCACUCCAGGACCUUAAUGUGCCUCUUCUUGAGCCACUCCUUUGUUGCCUUGGCCGUGUGUUUUGGGUCAUUGUCAUGCUGGAAUACCCAUCCACGACCCAUUUUCAAUGCCCUGGCUGAGGGAAGGAGGUUCUCACCCAAGAUUUGACAGUACAUGGCCCCGUCCAUCGUCCCUUUGAUGCAGUGAAGUUGUCCUGUCCCCUUAGCAGAAAAACACCCCCAAAGCAUAAUGUUUCCAUCUCCAUGUUUGACGGUGGGGAUGGUGUUCUUGUGGUCAUAGGCAGCAUUCCUCCUCCUCCAAACACGGCGAGUUGAGUUGAUGCCAAAGAGCUCGAUUUUGGGCUCAUCUGACCAAAACACUUUCACCCAGUUCUCCUCUGAAUCAUUCAGAUGUCCAUUGGUAAACUUCAGACGGGCCUGUAUAUGUGCUUUCUUAAGCUGGGGGACCUUGCGGGCGCUGCAGGAUUUCAGUCCUUCACGGCAUAGUGUGUUACCAAUUGUUUUCUUGGUGACUAUGGUCCCAGCUGCCUUGAGAUCAUUGACAAGAUCCUCCCGUGUAGUUCUGGGCUGAUUCCUCACCGUUCUCAUGAUCAUUGCAACUCCACGAGGUGAGAUCUUGCAUGGAGCCCCAGGCCGAGGGAGAUUGACAGUUAUUUUGUGUUUCUUCCAUUUGCGAAUAAUCGCACCAACUGUUGUCAGCUUCUCACCAAGCUGCUUCGCGAUGGUCUUGUAGCCCAUUCCAGCCUUGUGUAGGUCUACAAUCUUGUCCCUGACAUCCUUGUAGAGCUCUUUGGUCUUGGCCAUGGUGGAGUGUUUGGAAUCUGAUUGAUUGAUUGCUUCUGUGGACAGGUGUCUUUUAUACAGGUAACAAACUGAGAUUAAGAGCACUCCCUUUAAGAGUGUGCUCCUAAUCUCAGCUCGUUACCUGUAUAAAAGACACCUGGGAGCCAGAAAUCUUUCUGAUUGAGAGGGGGUCAAAUACUUAUUUCCCUCAUUAAAAUUCAAAUCAAUUUAUAACAUUUUGGACAUGCGUUUUUCUGGAUUUUUUUGUUGUUAUUCUGUCUCUCACUGUUCAAAUAAACCUACCAUUAAAAUUAUAGACUGAUCAUUUCUUUGUCAGUGGGCAAACAUACAAAAUCAGCAGGGGAUCAAAUACUUAUUUCCCUGUAUUUACUAACUUAUUUCCGGAUAUCUUCGGAACGACCCACAAUGCACUAUUUCUCAACGUCAUAUGGCGAACUGGUGCUACCUAGCUAGUUCCAGCUGGCUAACGUUAGCUACUAGCCAUGCUAGCAUGUAAUUGCAUUCCAAACCAAGUGUUGGUGCUGGUGAGCUACUAUAUACAUUCACAAAGAAGAAACCAUACUGAUUAAUGCUAAAAAACUUGUUGGUUGAAGCGAGCAGAUUGGCUAAGGGAACUGCAUAUACCGGUAACAUUAUUUGAUAACUGGUUAGCUGUUGUUAUGUAUUUCCAAAACUGUGGUUUACUUUAAUGUAGCUGUAACCUAGGUGUUGAUAGCAACUGGCUGACUCACGCAGUGCUAACGUAAAGUUAGCAGGCUAGUUGGCUAGCAACCUUGCAAUCUGAUUUUUAACAAUCAAUUCAUAAAGUAUUUGCUUGUAAAUUAGCUGAAAAUGUAAUUUAAACCAGUACUUAUGAGUGCAUUUGAUUCAGUUUAAUUUGAAGUUAUACAUUUUAAAUUAUUUCUGUUGGAGUUGACAUUGGAGGGAAUGGCUUGCCGGUUCCUCCAUAUUACGUCACACCAAGUAAAUGUUUUUUCCGGCAUUCUUCGUAAUUCUGAUCAGUUUUAUGUAAUAACUAGAAAAAUAGACAAGUUAGGUGUAACUUUGCAUUGGGACUUUUGAUGCUUAAUCUAAUGCAAAUCCACAUAUUACAUGUGGUUACGUUUAUGCUACCUACCCUUUCAUCUAUAUAAAACGACAGUUGUUGAUGUAUGGCAGCAAUUUAGAUACAUUUUUGAAUGUAGUAGGACAUUUAUUCUGUCUGGUGCUUUAGCGUUUGAUCGAGAGAGGAGAACUGCGGGGGUUCAGUGAAUUUAUGUAAAUCACAAGGCCCAUUUGAAUUUCCUGUGGCAGAGUGAUCAAAUUAUGAUAGUUUAAUUUGCACUUUUUGAGAGUCACCUAAAUCAAGACAUAAGUCUAAAAUGCUAAUCAAACCCUGAAAUAUAUACAUUUAUAUUCUGUUUAUUUUGGCAGCACCAUUUCACCAGGUCAUUCCUGGUACAUUUCAAUGUACUUCGAAGCUAAAGGUGAUUCUGAAAUCUUCAUCUUGUGAUGGAGUCAGAAUAAUAAAUCUGACAUAAUUCAUCAAGGUGUUGUCUAGCCUGGUUCCAGAACUGUUUGCUCUGUCUUAUCAACUCCAGUGGGACAGAGACCAUAGGAGAUUGCAGGACAGCACAAACAUAUCUGGGACCAGGUUUUGUCAGAGUCCAAGGCAUGUAAUUUAAUGUAAGCCAUGUGUAUGGACAAUGGAUGAAUCAGGCCCAUGAGCACACCCACAAAGCAUCUUUACCAUAGUCUGGGGAGCCAGGCUUUAAGAGCCAGGUGGAGGGGCAGGGUCUUUAUAGACCGCACUAAAAAAGCUGAAUAAACACAGCGCGCUAAGAUCUUUCAAUAGCCAUUAACUUAGCAAAAUAAACGGCCUCAAGUAUUCCUCAAAUCUUUACCAGUACAGUAAAAAAUAUGCUGUGCCUCGUUAGGCGUGCCACAGUAUGGGGGGCUCUUAAAGAUGAGGGUCUAAGCCCUUGCCCUCCUGCCCUUCCCCCAUCUUGGCUACAUGUACUGUGGAGUUUUAGGUCAGUUAGGGAUGAUGUACUGUUCUGAGAUUGAUUAGUCAUUCUUUGAUUUAUUUCAAACAUGCGUUGCAUCUGGUUAUUAGGCUAUUUAAAUGAUGUAUGAAACAACAUCACAAUGUCAAGGACUGAGGUCAUUGUAGCAAGCGUCCAUGACAUUACCCAAAGAGGAUGUCAUGGGUUUGGGAAUGGAAGGCAAAUGAUUAGUUGGCCAACUUGGGCAUCAGUUGUAUAUGUGGUCCUUUGUGACUCAGUUGGUAGAGCAUGACGCUUGCAACGCCAAGGUUCGAUUCCCAUGGGGGACUAGUACGAAAAAAGUAUGAAAAUGUAUGCACUCACUACUGUAAGUUGCUCUGGAUAAGAGCGUCUGCUAAAUGACUAAAAUGUAAAAUAUAUUAGCUAUUUGUGGCAUUCAAUUUAAAAUAAUGAAUAACUGAUCUGUAAAUGAGUAUCCCCUUUGUCUUUCCAGUGAGAAUGAAGCUCUGUGGAGGGAGGUGGCCAGCCUCAGACAGAAACACGCCCAGCAACAGAAAGUCGUCAACAAGGUAAAAGACAGUCACGGUACCUGCCACUGCUCUGACCACGCAGAACAUGUGGUUGGCUCUUCUAUGCUAUGGAAACAUAGUAAUUCAUGUGAUAACACGUGGACCUUUGUAGCUCAGUUGGUAAAGCAUGGCGCUUGUAACGCUAGGGUAGUGGGUUCGAUUCCACCCAUACUUAAAAUGUAUGUACGCAUGACUGCAAGUCGCUUUGGAUAAAAGCGUCUGCUAAAUGGCAUAUAUACUCAGCAAAAAAAGAAACGUCCUCUCACUGUCAACUGCGUUUAUUUUCAGCAAACUUAACAUGUAAAUAUUUGUAUGAACAUAACAAGAUUCAACAACUGAGACAAACUGAACAAGUUCCACAGACAUGUGACUAAUAGAAAUUGAAUAAUGUGUCCCUGAACAAAGGGGGGUUCAAAAUCAAAAGUAACAGUCAGUAUCUGGUGUGGCCACCAGCUGCAUUAAGUACUGCAGUGCAUCUCCUCCUCAUGGACUGCACCAGAUUUGCCAGUCCUUGCUGUGAAAUGUUACCCCACUCUUCCACCAAGGAUGUACCGAUCCUGUGCAGGUGUUGUUACACUUGGUCUGCCACUGCGAGGACGGUCAGUUGUCCGUCCUGUCUCCCUUUAGCGCUGUGUUAGGCGUCUCACAGUAUGGACAUUGCAAUGUAUUGCCCUGGCCACAUCUACAGUCCUUAUGCCUCCUUGCAGCAUGCCUGAGGCACAUUCACGCAUAUGAGCAGGGACCCUGGGCAUCUGUCUUUUGGUGUUUUUCAGAGUCAGUAGAAAGGCCUAUAUAGUGUCCUAAGUUUGCAUAAAUGUGACCUUAAUUGCCUGCCGUCUGUAAGCUGUUAGUGUCUUAACGACCGUUCCACAGGUGCAUGUUCAUUAAUUGCUUAUGGUUCAUUGAACAAGCAUGGGAAACAAUGAAGAUUUGUGAAGUUAUUUGGAUUUUUACAAAUUAUAUUUGAAAGACAGGGUUCUGAAAAAGGGACGUUUCUUUUUUUUGCUUAGUUUAUAUAUUAAAACACUUGGAAUGUGUCCUAGACUUUUUUGUAUGUCAUCGUCAAUGAUUUAGAAUGUGUGUACUGCAGGGAUUUUUCUGCCAUUGAAAUCCUUAGGCGGGCCACCUAAGCAUUUAUUUCCUUUUUAUUUUUAUAUUUUAUAAACGAUACAAAACAUACACAUACAAACGAUAACAUCAUAGAAACAUCAACUACAUCACACCUGCCCAGACCCACUAGCACACCCCCCAAACAUCUCCAGCGCCAGCAUCACUUUCCGCCACAUGGCCUGAAACUGCACCUUUUUUUUUGUUCCGUAGCCUACGCACUUUAAAUAUUGAAAUAAUAAAUCAUUCGAUUUUUCCAUUGUGUUAAUGAUGGCGGAUUGAUUGAUUUCCACGUUUUUAGUAUACGUUUUUUCAAGAUGAGUGAUAAGAAGAGAAUCGUUCAACCCAUCGGGUAUCUCACUACACCCCCAUAUGCCAUGUCUUGAAAUAUGCAGACAGACGGAUUAAAAGUAAGUUUACAUUGUAAUACUUUUGACAGCCAACUUUCUAGCUCCGUCCCACAACUUCCGGACAUUAUAGCAUUCCCAGAGAGCAUGGAUUAUUGAGUCAAAUAAGAUUCCCUCAAGGUUGCUCUGAUGUCCAAAACAUUUCUAAUCGAAAUGUUGUGAUAUGUAACUUUUAUGUUGCAUGUAUUUGAAACAAUCAACAUUGGUCAGUCCCUUUUGAAUUCUGACAUGGAAAUAAAUGUAUUUCCUCUUACCAAGUCAUUUACAGUUUCUAUGCCUUUACAGUGGCUUGCGAAAGUAUUCACCACUUUUGGCUUUUUUCCUAUUUUGUUGCCUUACAAUCUGGAAUUAAAAUGGAUUUUUGGGGGGUUUGUAUCAUUUGAUUUACACAGCAUGCCUACCACUUUGAAGAUGCAAUUUUUUUUGUUUUUUUGUUAAACGAACAAGAAAUAAGACAAAAAAAACAAGAACUUGAGCAUGCAUAACUAUUCACCCCCCCACCUUUUUCAGCAAUUACAGCUGAAAGUCUUUCGGGGUAUGUCUCUAUAAGCUUGGCACAUCUAGCCACUGUGAUUUUUGCCCAUUCUUUAAGGCAGAACUGCUCCAGCUCCUUCAAGUUGGAUGGGUUCCGCUGGUGUACAGCAAUCUUUAAGUCAUAGCACAGAUUCUCAAUUGUAAAAAUCUCUGGGCUUUGACUAGGCCAUUCCAAGACAUUUAAAUGUUUCCCCUUAAACCACUCAAGUGUUGCUUUAGCAGUAUGCUUAGGGUCAUUGUCCUGCUGGAAGGUGAACCUCCGUCCCAGUCUCAAAUCUCUGGAAGACUGAAAGAGGUUUCCCUCAAGAAUUUCCCUGUAUUUAGCACCAUCCAUCAUUCCUUCAAUUCUGACCAGUUUCCCAGUCCCUGCUGAUGAUAAACAUCUCCACAGCAUGAUGCUGCCACCACCAUGCUUCACUGUGGGGAUGGUGUUCUCGGAGUGAUGAGAGGUGUUGGGUUUGCACCAGACAUAGCAAAGGGGGUGAAUACAUAUGCACGAACCACUUUUAGUUAUUAAUUUUUUUAAUUUCAGGUUCACCAAUUUGGACUAUUUUGUUUAUGUCCAUUACAUGAAAUCCAAAUAAAAAUCGAUUUAAAUUACAGGUUGUAAUUCAACAAAAUAGGAAAAACGCCACGGGUGAUGAAUACUUUUGUAAGGCACUGUAGUUUUCCAUGUAGAACAAUUUAUUGCUGAAUUCUGAAAAGCUAUCCAAGGAUUGUUCCAUAAGGUUGUGUUUUUAGUAAGUGAUAUUGGUUCUUGUAGAAUACAUUUCAUUUUCGUCUAUAUUGUUAUAGGUGUUUUAACUAUGAAGUUGUUAAUGUUCUUAGCUUUAUCCUUUGAAAAUAGACACGUAACAAUAUUAUUGGGAUGAGCAUCCGCAUCUUCAAUAUGUACCCAUUGUUCCUCUUUAGUGCGUUUAACUACAUGCCUUGGGUAGCGAGUUGAUACAAUUCCAAAUCUGCUAAAACCACCGUCAGACUCAGGAAGUCUUUCCUUUUAUUCUAUACAUUUUAUUUGACCAUAUAAAGUCUGUUAUAACCUCCAAACAGUGAAGAAGAAAUAUAUAUAUAUACACACUACCAUUCAAGAGUUUGGACACACCUACUCAUUCAAGGGUUUUUCUUUAUUUUUACUAUUUUCUACAUUGUAGAAUAAUAGUGAAGACAUCAAAACUAUGAAAUAACACAUAUGUAGUAACCAAAAAAGUGUUAAACAAAUCAGAAUAUAUUUUAUAUUUGAGAUUCUUCAGAUAGCCCUAUUUAUGGCAAGAACAGCUCAAAUAAGCAAAGAGAAAUGACUGUCCAUUACUUUAAGACAUGAAGGUCAGUCAAUACGGAACAUUUCAAGAACUUUGAAAGUUUCUUCAAGUGCAGUCGCAAAAACCUUCAAGCGAAAUGACGAAACUGGCUCUCAUGAGGACCGCCACAGAAAUGGAAGACCAAGAGUUACCUCUGCUGCAGAGGAUAAGUUCAUUAGAGUUACCAGCCUCAGAAAUUGCAGCCCAAAUAAAUGCUUCACAGAGUUCAAGUCACAGACACAUCUCAACAUCAACUGUUCAGAGGGAAUCAGGCCUUCAUGGUCGAAUUGCUGCAAAGAAACCACUACUAAAGGACACCAAUAAGACGAGACCUGCUUGGGCCAUGAAACACGAGCAAUUGACGUUAGACCUUUGGUCUGGAGUCCAAAUUCCCACCGUAAAGCAUGGAGGAGGAGGUGUUAUGAUGUGGGGGGCUUUGCUGGUGACACUGUCUGUGAUUUAUUUAGAAUUCAAGGCACACUUAAUCAGCAUGACUACCACAGCAUUUUGCAGCAAUACGCCAUCCCAUCUGGUUUGCUCUUAGUGGGACUAUCAUUUGUUUUUCAACAGGACAAUGACCCAACACACCUCCAGGCUGUGUAAGGGCUAUUUUACCAAGAAGGAGAGUGAUGGAGUGCUGCAUCAGAUGACCUGGCCUCCGCAAUCCCCUGACCUCAACCAAAUUCAGAUGUUUUGGGAUGAGUCAGACCGCAGAGUGAAGGAAAAGCAGCCAACAAGUGCUAAGCAUAUGUGGGAACUCCUUCAAGACUGUUGGAAAAGAAGGCACACCUGUUAAUUGAAAUGCAUUCCAAAUGACUACCUCAUGAAGCUGGUUGAGAGAAUGCCAAGAGUGGCAAAGCUGUCGUCAAGGCAAAGGGUGGCUAUUUGAAGAAUCUCAAAGAGUGAUUGAGUUUAACACUUUUUUGGUUACUACAUGAUUCCAUAUGUGUUAUUUCAUAGUUUUGAUGUCUUCACUAUUAUUCUACGAUAAGAAACUCUGGAAUGAGUAGGUGUGUCCAAACUUUUACUGGUACUGUAUAUGUAUAUAAAGUAUGUAGAAAUGAUAAUGGAGCUAUAUAUUUUUUGAUAAUAUCAUCUUUGAGAACAUACAAUCACCAAAAUAAAAGCUAGACUGUCAAGGAGAAUUUGGAAUUUUUUAAACAAUGAAUUUGAAAUUAUGUUUGAGCAAAAGACCACAGCAUUAGCCAUGGCAAAAUGCAUAGAAUUGCAGGAAAUUCGCUUUAAAACUACAAAGAUUUCUCUCAGCCUCAUGGAGAAAUUUGUAGAAUUGCAGGAAGUUGGCUUAAAAAUGGCAAAAACUUCUCUAAACCUCCAAGAUGGGGGGUCAGAAAAAAAUUGCCCCACCUUUUUGAUCCAGAAAAAAACCCUGUGAUGACAUUGCAUUGGUGUCUGGGUGUAUAUGUAUAAUUUUAAUUGUCUAAUAAAUCAGCCAAUCAUCUCCUGCUAACUUGAGCUGGGACGAUAAACCGAACAUUGACACAGACCAUACCAACCAUUUAUCGAGGACAUUUAACUGAUAUCGAUAAUAAGUAGCUAGAGAAAUGUAUACUACAGAAAUUUGAAUUUUUUAAUUAAAUAAGUCUGAUAAUAUGGGCUAUUGCUAACGGUUCAAUUGAUAGUUAAAGCAUUCAAAGUAUUAGUAGAUGUACGGCAAUAUGCAAAGGUAGGCUAACGGUGCACAUUAAUGUUAUACAUUUAUAGUUCUAUUUAUUGUUAUCGUGGUAAUUCAGUCAAUUUAUGUUGAAAUUUGCCAAUAUUGUCCUGCUCUACUGCUAACUGUGUCUGUCUCCCACAGCUCAUCCAGUUCCUAGUGACCCUGGUGCAGUCCAACAGAGUCCUGGGGAUGAAGAGAAAGAUGCAAGUAUUUUGGAUAGCUACCGCACAUUCAAUCAAAUAGUGAACCAGUAAAGGGUUGUGUGUGUUUGACUCGUCUUCUGUCUCCUCUCUAUGGAACUACUAAAGUCCCCUGAUGCUGAAUGACAGCAGCUCCACCCACUCCUUGCCCAAGUUCAGCAGGCAGUACUCUCUGGAACACCUUCAGGCCUCGCUGCAGGGCUCGCCUGCUAUCUCUGUGAGUUCAGCAUCACCGGGAACCUAGCCAAGCUUGGCACCUCCCUGUGGUAGAAGUGGAACUCAGGCUGAGUGAAUUCACAGUUGAUGUUAUUGCUUACAGCUGUACUUUACAAUUGAGUUAUGAUAUGGACAACUUGAUUUGUAAGGCAUGUUUUGAUGUAGGCUAGUGAGGUAAGUGCACAGAAAUGUGACAUUCUCCAGAAAAGACUUCAUCAAUAUUAUCACAGAUGGCUAAUUCAUAUCUCAGACAUGAGGACACUUUUUAAGUUUAUUGGUCUCUUAACCAGACAGAGGUUAGCUAGUAUAUUCAGAGGUGUGGUCGCUGGAGCGCCACUAAGAAAGGUGUAAUGUUAUUGAGCCUGUGUUACGCAACUGAUCUUGUUAGAGGGCCUCCCGAGUGGUGCAGCGGUCUAAGGCACUGCAUCGCAGUGCUAGAGGCGUAUAUACAGACCCGUGUUCGAUCCCAGGCCAUGACCGGGAGACUCAUGAGGCGGCGCACAAUUGGCCCAGCGUCGUACGGGUUAGGGGAGGGUUUGGCCGGCCAGGAUGUCCUUGUCCCAUCGCGCUCUAGCGACUCCUUGUGGGCGGGCCGGGCGCAUGCACGCUGACUUCGGUCGCCAGCUGUACGGUGUUUCCUCCGACACAUUGGUGUGGCUGGCUUCUGGGUUAAGCGAGCAGUGUGUCAAGAAGCAGUGUGGCUUGGCAGGGUCGUGUUUCGGAGGACGCAUGGCUCUCGACCUUCGCCUCUCCCGUAUGGGAGUUGCAGCGAUGGGACAAGACUGUAACUACCAAUUUGAUAUCACGAAAUUGGGGAGAAAAAAGGGGUAAAAGUACAAACAAAAAAAUGAUCUUGUUAGGAUGUCAGGGCAGCUUUAGUAUGCAUGUGAAUGUGUGUCAUCUUCCCAGGCCUCGGGCGCACCAUUCACCAGUACCGGUCUCUUCACGGCGGAGCCGUCUCUUAACAACGGCCCCAUAAUCUCUGACGUCACCGACCUGGCACAGGCCAGCCCUGUGGAGGUCACCAAUGAGUGGAUAGAGGAAAGGUUAGGUUUCAACUGUUAAAUGUGUUUUGUUUUUUUAUUUAAAAAAUCUACUUUUCUUUCCUGACCACAUGACCUGACCAAGAAAUCCUCUAGCAACUAAGGCAUCAUCAACUAGAUUUUCUCUUGAGCGGAUGGUCAGGGGGCAGAAACAUAAUUACAAAUAAUUUGAAGACUGUAAAUUGACAGCAAGAAGAAGUCAUAUCUCUCUAUUUUCCGUGGGAAUACUUUGGAACCGAUUUCCAAAAUUAAAAUCACUUUGAGCUGAUUUGGUCAAAAAAUCACCCGCGGGUCGCCAGUUGGGGAAACCUCAACUAAGGUUUUUCCUAGGCAAGUCAGGUGGUCAGGAUUCAGGAACAACUCCUGACCCCAUACCAACUAUCCAUGAAUUAACAAAAUGACCCCAUUUCUCUUCCUGUCUUCAGCACGAGCCCAUUGGUUCACAUAAAGGAGGAGCCGUCCAGUCCUGUGUUGGAGGAGGUGUGUCCGGCCGAGGCUGUAAUCGGGGGGGCAGGAGUCCAGGUAGACACGCCCCUGUCCCCCAUCACCUUCAUCAACUCCAUCCUGCAGGAGAGCAAUGAGCCUAACGCACCCCCCGCCCCAGCGACCCCUACGGAGCAGAAGUGUCUCAGCCUCGCCUGUCUAGACAAGUGAGUGAUCCCCAGAUGACGUCCCGCUGCCAGUCUGUCCCUCAGACCCUCCCACCUAGCACAGGUCAACAGAUAUGAGCCUAAUUCUCCCCUUCUACACUCAAGUGUUCAUUUGUUCACGUCUCCUUAAAGGAUUCCUUGUAAAUCUAAGUGGCUAUAACACACCGCGGCGACAGCAAGCGAUAUGAAGGCCACCCACUGCUUUUCACUGUUCAUCAUCACAGUGUUUCCAUAGCUUAAGAUCCACUUGCAUCACACAAGCCUUUCAUUGCGUUGAUAAUCAGUCGUCCUAUGUCAGUAGAUGUCUACAGCUAGCCUAUUGCCCUAUGCUUCUCCCCAUACUCCACCAUCUCUGUGUGUAUCACGUCACAUUGCAUCAAGAGGAUGUGCUAGUGAUUUCAAAGCAGCUCAUCCACUGAUGUACAGUUAAGACAGCCGUUAGCGCUUUAUGCUAGUUUAAUACGCACCAUCAUUCAACAGGCUCUACAUAAACAACCCACUGGCCUGUCUCUAGUUUUGCUAAGUAUACACUUCAAAGGCUAAUUAUUUUAAACCGAACAUGGAUUCGUUGGCGUUUUAGACAUAGUUCUGUUGAUUUGUUGCAUUUCAUCUUGGCUUUUUAGUUUUAGGAUCCUGGCUGUUGCUACUAACUGUACAUAAAAAGUUACUUGCCAUUUAAUCAAACUAAUGCAUACUGUAAAUCUUAAUCUACUGUACUUCAGAUGCAUAGAUUUAUUGAAAUAGAUUUAUGGGCUUGCAAUACAUCAGACAGAGAAAUGCAGUUUUCAAUUUUUUUUUACAUAUUUUUAUUUUUUCCUUUCUUGAUGUUGUCUCAGUCAUUGACUUCUGUGUCACUGUUGAGAUUAGUUAAAUGUAUUUAUUUUCUAGAAAUCUUACUCUGAUAGAAUAUAUGGAACCUAGACUGUACGUUACAUAUAGUGCCUUCAGAAAGUAUUCACACCCCUUUACUUUUUCCAUAUUUUGUUGUGUUACAAAGGGGGAUUAAAAUUGAUUUAAUUGUCAACGAUCUACACAAAAUACUCUUGUCAAAGUGGAAGAAAAAAUUCAAACAUUUAUUGAAGAUUAAUGAAAAAUAAAACACUAAUAUAGCUUGAUUAGAAAAGUAUACACCCCCCUGAGAAAAAACAUGUUAGAAUCACCUUUGGCAGCGAUUUAAAGCUGUGAGUAUUUUUAGGUAAGUCUUUAAGAGCUUUCCACACCUGGAUUGUACAAUAUUUGCCCAUUAUUAUUUUUUGAAUUCUUCAAGCACUGUCAAAUUGGUUGUUGAUCAUUGCUAGAAAGCUAUUUUUAAGUCUUGCCAUAGAUUUUAAGGCAAUUUUUGUCAGAACUGUAACUAGGCCACUCGGGAACAUUCAAUGUUGUCUUGUUAAGUAACUCCUGUGUAUAUUUGGCCUUGUGUUUUAGGUUGUCGUGCAGAAAAGUGAACUUGUCUCCCAGUGUCUGUUGGAAAUCAGACUGAACCAGGUUUUCCUCUAGGAUGUUGCCUGUGCUUAGCUGUAUUCCAUUUCUUUUUAUCCAAAAAAAAACUCCAUAAUCCUUGCCGAUGACAAGCAUACCCAUAGCAUGAUGCAGGUACCAGAAUGCUUGAAAAUAUGAAGAGUGGUACUCAGUGAUGUGUUGGGUUUUUCACAAACAUAAAGCUUUGUAUUCAGGACAUAAAGUUCAUUUCUUUGCCACAUUAUUUGCAGUAUUACUUAAGUGCCUUGUUGCAAACAGGAUGCAUGUUUUGGAAUAUUUGUAUUCUGUACAGGCUUCCUUCUUUUCACUCUGUCAUUUAGGUUAGUAUUGUGGCGUAACUACAAUGUUGUUGAUCCAUUUCUCAUCACAACCAUCAAACUCUAGAUGUUUUAAAAUCACCAUUGGCCUCAUGGUGAAAUCCCUGAGCAGUUUCCUUCCUCUCCGUCAACUAAAUUAGGAAGGACGCCGGUAUCUUUGUAGUGACUGGGUGUAUUGAUACACCUACCAAAGCCUAAUUAAGAACUUCACCAUGCUCAAAGGGAUAUUCAGUGUGUUUACACAUCUACCAAUCAGUGCCCUUCUUUGCGAGGCUUUGAAAAAAAACUCCCUGGUCUUUUUGGUUGAAUCUGUGUUUGAAAUGAACUGCUCGAUUGAGGGACCUUACAGUGUGGGGUACAGAGAUGAGGUAGUCAUUCAAAAAUGAUCUUAACCACUAUGAUUGAACACAUAAUGAGUCCAUGCAACAUAUUGUGUGAUUUCUUAAGCACAUUUUUACUCCUGAACUUAUUUAGGCUUGCCAUAACAAAGGGGUUGAAUACUUUUCAGCUUUUCAUUUUUUAAUUAAUUUUGUAAACGUUCUACAAACAAAAUUCCACUUUGACAUUAUGGGGUAUUUUGUGAAGAUCAGUGACACAAAAUCUAAAUGUAAUCAAUUUUAAAUUCAGGCUGUAACAACAACAUUUUGAAAAAGUAAAGGAGUGUAAAUACUUUCUGAAGGCACUGUAUGUUGUGGCUUAAUUCCUUUUUAAACCAGCAGCCAGUCAACGUCCCUCUUCCUGUGGUCCCGAUGCCCCUUAUCAGAGAUCUGUAUAUAAUGACGAGAUGCUCAUGUCUCCGCCCUAACAAUGGGAGUCGUCGUCAAACCUAGGUCCAAAAUAAGCCCAUAGAAACACAUUGAGCUUAUUUUGGACAGAUUUUGGCAAGAGUGGAAACCUCUUGCUUCGCCUCUUCCUCUCUGCCCUUAUUCUUAUUUUCAGCCAAUGAGAAGCAGAGUAGCCCAUGUGAUCCCCAUCCCUGGGCUGUAAUCGACCUAUGGGGUGCAGUGUGUAGUAGUGCUCUGAUCUCCUCUCUCUCCAGCUGUUGUGCUUCUAUCUUUUCAGUUCUACACAGAUGUCAGAGGUCUCUCGCCUCUUCCCCAGCCCCUCCUCAUCUCUACACCUCAGACCUCACCCAGGGUUAGCAUUUCAGUUGGCCCACAAACCCUGUUGUGUUGUCCUCCCCCCAGAACUCUUGAUUGACGCUGCUGCCUGUACCUGACAUUGCCACCAGCAACAAGCCCAGAAAACUAACUGUCAAGCCCGUGUGUAAUCAGAGAAAUGAACAAAGUGAUUUGUGUGUCUAUAUUGAGUAAAUAUAUUAAAUCAGUCAUUAUUGCGUAUAAUUUACCCUAUCCGUGGAUGUGACAACCUGUACUCUUGGUCUACAAAAGGAUAGUGCUUCUCAGUAUUUGAUAGUUCUCAGUAUUUGGCACCAACUGAGAGCAUAAUUGUUGAUUAUUGAUAAUGUUUUGAACACACACAGGCUUGAAAAAACAGCUGAUUCUGCAUGUUUUGUCCAAAUGUUUAUCUAACUGCAUACCGCUCAACCCUGAAGGCUACCCUCCAUUUAGGUCAAAGGUCAAUCAUUCUGUGAGUGGGUUUUAAUGUGGCAGGCCCAGUGAACUGUAGGCGAAAGGCAGACUAUUCCAGGUUCUGGGGAUUAGGCUCACAACUCGGUGAUUGUGUGGCCCACUCUGCGCUGUUCCAAUAGCUUCUGUUGCUCAUAUCAAAUGAGUUGUGUUGGGUGAUUUUACUACCAUUCGUUUUAAACGGCUCAUUUGCUUUAAUGCGUGUGUUUAGUCAGGCAGAUCUUCAGAGACGUAUAAAUAUGAACCAUGUUUUGUUUUUUUGGUGUAGGAGUGAGCUGAGUGACCAUUUGGACAGCAUCGACAAUGGCCUGGAAAACCUCCAGACUAUCCUAAACGCGCAGUCCAUCAAUUUCGAGUCCUCACCCCUCUUUGAAGUAAGUUGUGCCUUAUUCAUAGCCUGAUCCCAGAUCUAUUUGUGACAGAUUGACUUCAGGCUAUGUUUUUCUGUCCCAACAACCAGCAUUUGCUGUGUGGGACACUGACUGGUCAAAUAAGAAUGUGCAGUGAGGUUUGUCACUGCAUUUCUAGGUGACAGGGUGUGUUUUAAAGGGACUGUGGCUUUGUUUUUUGUGAGGUGACCGUGACUACACAGAUGGAAAAAUGAAACUAAAAAAAGUUUAUGGUUUGUGUACACUGGUUUUACAAAACAUUAGGAUGUUUCUCUGACAUAGACUGACCAGGUGAAUCCAGGUGAAAGCUGUGAUCUCUUAUUGAUGUCACUUGUUAAAUCCACUUCAAUCAGUGUAGAUGAAGGGGAGGAGACAGGUUAAAGAAGGAUUUUUAAGCCUUGAGACAAUUGAGAUAUGGAUUGUGUAUGUGUACCAUUCAGAUGGUGAAUGGGCAAGACAAUAGAUGUACAGUUGAAGUCGGAAGUUUACAUACACCUUAGCCAAAUACACAGCCCCCAGCUGUGCCCUGGAUACCAUAUGUGAAUUGAUUGCCCCCCCAUUUAUCCUCAGAGUUCGUACUGCUUGGUGACCUAAAUUGGGAUAUGCUUAACACCCCGGCCAUCCUACAAUCCAAACUAGAUGCCCUCAAUCUCACACAAAUUUUCAACGAACCUACCAGGUACAACCCUAAAUCCGUAAACAUGGGUACCCUCAUAGAUAUCAUCCUGACUAACUUACCCUCUAAAUACACCUCCGCUGUCUUCAACCAGGAUCUCAGCGAUCACUGCCUUAUUGCCUGCGUCCGUAACGGGUCCGCGGUCAAACGACCACCCCUCAUCACUGUCAAACGCUCCCUAAAACACUUUAGCGAGCAGGCCUUCCUAAUUGACCUGGCCCAGGUAUCCUGGAUGGAUAUAGAUCUCAUUCCGUCAGUAGAGGAUGCCUGGUUGUUCUUUAAAAGUAAUUUCCUCUCAAUCUUAAAUAAACAUGCCCUAUUCAAAAAAUACAGAACUAAGAACCGAUAUAGCCCCUGGUUCUCCUCAGACUUGACUGCCCUUGACCAGCACAAAAACAUCCUGUGGCGUACUGCAUUAGCAUCAAAUAGCUCCCGCGAUAUGCAACUUUUCAGGGAAGUCAGGAACCAAUAUACACAAUCAGUUAGGAAAGCAAAGGCUAGCUUUUUCAAACAGAAAUGUGCAUCCUGUAGCACUAACUCCAAAAAGUUUUGGGACACUGUAAAGUCCAUGGAGAAUAAGAGCACCUACUCCCAGCUGCCCACUGCACUGAGGCUAGGAAACACUAUCACCACCGAUAAAUCUACAAUAAUCGAGAAUUUCAACAAGCAUUUUGCUACGGCUGGCCAUGCUUUCCACCUGGAUACCACUACCCCGGCCACCAGCUCUGCACCCCCCCGCUUCUCCUUCACACAAAUUCAGACAGCUGAUGUUCUGAAAGAGCUGAAAAAUCUGGACCCCUACAAAUCAUCUGGGCUAGACAAUCUGGACCCUUUCUUUCUAAAACUAGCCGCCGAAAUUGUCGCAACCCCUAUUACUCGCCUGUUCAACCUCUCUUUCGUAACGUCUGAGAUCCCCAGAGAUUGGAAAGCUGCCGCGGUCAUCCCCCUCUUCAAAGGGGGUGACACUCUAGAUCCAAACUGUUACAGACCUAUAUCCAUCCUGCCCUGCCUUUCGAAAGUUUUUGAAAGCCAAGUUAACAAACAGAUCACCGACCAUUUCGAAUCCCACCGUACCUUCUCCGCUAUGCAAUCCGGUUUCCGAGCUGGUCAUGGGUGCACCUCAGCCAUGCUCAAGGUCCUAAACGAUAUUAUAACCGCGACCGAUAAUAGACAGUACUGUGAAGCCCUCUUCAUCGACCUGGCCAAGGCUUUCGACUCUGUCAACCACCGCAUUCUUAUUGGCAGACUAAAUAGCCUUGGUUUCUCAAAUGACUGCCUCGCCUGGUUCACCAACUACUUUUACAUUUACAUUUACGUCAUUUAGCAGACGCUCUUAUCCAGAGCGACUUACAUUAUUGAGUGCAUACAUUAUUUUUAUUUUUUCAUACUGGCCCCCCCCUGGGAAUCAAACCCACAACCCUGGCGUUGCAAACACCAUGCUCUACCAACUGAGCUACAUCCCUGCCGGCCAUUCCCUCCCUUACCCUGGACGACGCUGUGCCAAUUGUGCGCCACCCCAUGGGUCUCCCGGUCACGGCCGGCUACGACAGAGCCUGGAUUCGAACCAGGAUCUCUAGUGGCACAGCUAGCACUGCGAUGCAGCGCCUUAGACCACUGCGCCACUCGUACUUCUCAGAUAGAGUUCAAUGUGUCAAAUUGGAGGGCCUGUUGUCUGGACCUAUGGCCAGAUGGGGGUGCCACAGGGUUCAAUUUUUGGGCCGACUCUUUUCUCCGUGUAUAUCAAUGAUGUCGCUCUUGCUGCUGGUGACUCUCAGAUCCACCUCUACGCAGACGACACCAUUUUGUAUACAUCUGGCCCUUCAUUAGCCACUGUGUUAACAAACCUCCAAACGAGCUUCAAUGCCAUACAACACUCUUUCAGUAGCCUCCAACUGCUCUUAAACACUAGUAAAACUAAAUGCAUGCUCUUCAACCGCCCACCCGACUAGAAUCACUACUCUCGACGAGUCUGACCUAGAGUAUGUGGACAACUACAAAUACCUAGGUGUCUGGUUAGACCGUAAACUCUCCUUCCAAACUCAUAUUAAGCAUCUCCAAUCCAAAGUUAAAUCUAGAAUCGGCUUCCUAUUUCGCAACUAAGCCUCCUUCACUCAUGCUGCCAAACAUGCCCUCGUAAAACUGACUAUCCUACAGAUCCUUGACUUCGGCGAUGUCAUUUACAAAAUAGCCUCCAACACUACUCAGCAAAUUGGAUGUAGUCUAUCACAGUGCCAUCUGUUUUGUCACCAAAGCCCCAUAUACUACCCACCACUGUGACCUGUACGCUCUUGUUGGCUGGUCCUCACUACAUAUUCGUAUUCGUCGCCAAACCCGCUGGCUCCAGGCCAUCUAUAAAUCACUGCUAGGCAAAUCCCUGCCUUAUCUUAGCUCAUUGGUCACCAUAGCAACACCCACCCGUAGUAUGCGCUCCAGCAGGUAUAUCUCACUGGUCAUCCCCAAAGCCAACACCUCCUUUGGCCGCCAUUCCUUCCAGUUCUCUGCUGCCAAUGACUGAAACGAAUUGCAAAAAUCUCUGAAGCUGGAGACUCUUAUCUCCCUCACUAACUUUAAGCAUCAGUUGUCAGAGCACCUUACCGAUCACUGCACCUGUACACAGCCCAUCUGAAAUUAGCCCACCCAACUACCUCAUCCCCAUAUUGUUAUUUAUUUUGCUCAUUUUCACCCCAGUAUCUCUAUUUGCACAUCUCUUGCACAUCUAUCAUUCCAGUGUUAAUACUACUUGUAAUUAUUUUGCACUAUAGCCUAUUUAUUGCCUUACCUCCAUAACUUGCUACAGUUGCACACUCUGUAUAUAUAUUUUAUGUUGUAUUUUUGACUUUAUGUUUUGUUUUACCCCAUAUGUAACUCUGUGUUGUUGUUUUUAUCGCACUGCUUUGCUUUAUCUUGGCCAGGUCGCAGUUGUAAAUGAGAACUUGUUCUCAACUGGCUUACCUGGUUAAAUAAAGGGGAAAUAAAGUAAAAUAAAUACAAUUUAAACUCAGUUUUUCACAAUUCCUGACAUUUAAUCCUAGUAAAAAUUCCCUGUCUUAGGGUCAGUUAGGAUCACCACUUUAUUUUAAGAAUGUGAAAUGUCAGAAUAAUAGUAGAGAGAAUGGUUUAUUUCAGCUUUUAUUUCUUUCAUCACAUUCCCAGUUGGUCAGAAGUUUACAUACACUAAAUUAGUAUUUGGUAGUAUUGCCUUUAAAUUGAUUAACUUGGGUCAACUUGGGUAGCCUUCCACAAGCUUCCCUCAAUAAGUUGGGUGAAUUUUGGCCCAUUCCUCCUGACAGAGCUGGUGUAACUGAGUCAGGUAUGUAGGCCUCCUUGCUCGCACACGCUUUUUCAGUUCUGCCCACAAAUGCUCUAUAGGAUUGAGGUCAGGGCUUUGUGAUGGCCACUCCAAUACCUUGACUUUGUUGUCCUUAAACCAUUUUGCCACAACUUUGGAAGUAUGCUUGGGGUCAUUGUCCAUUUGGAUGACCCAUUUGCGACCAAGCUUUAACUUCCUGACUGAUGUCUUGAGAUGUUGCUUCAAUAUAUCCACAUAAUUUUCCCUCCUCAUGAUGCCAUCUAUUUUGUGAAGUGCACCAGUCCCUCCUGCAGCAAAGCACCCCCACAGCAUGAUGCUGCCACCCCCAUUCUUCACGGUUGGGAUGGUGUUCUUCGGCUUGCAAGCAACCCCCUUUUUCCUCCAAACACAACAAUGGUCAUUAUGGCCAAACAGUUCUAUUUUUGUUUCAUCAGACCAGAGGACAUUUCUCCAAAAAGUACUAUAUUUGUCUCAAUGUGCAGUUGCAAACCGUAGUCUGGCUUUUUUAUGGCGGUUUUGGAGCAGUGGCUUCUUCCUUGCUGAGCGGACUUUCAGAUUAUGUCGAUAUAGGACUCGUUUUACUGUGGAUAUAGAUUAUUUUGUACCUGUUUCCUCCAGCAUCUUCACAAGGUCCUUUGCUGUUGUUCUGGGAUUGAUUUGCACUUUACGCACCAAAGUACGUUCAUCUCUAGGAGACAGAACGUGUCUCCUUCCUGAGCGGUAUGACGGCUGCGUGGUCCCAUGGUGUUUAUACUUGCGUACCAUUGUUUGUACAGAUGAAGGUGGUACCUUCAGACAUUUGGAAAUUGCUCCCAAGGAUGAACCAGACUUGUGGAGGUCUACAGUAAUUUUUCUGAGGUCUUGGCUGAUUUCUUUUGAUUUUCCCAUGAUGUCAAGCAAAGAGGCACUGAGUUAGAAGGUAGGCCUUGAAAUACAUCCACAGGUACACCUCCAAUUGACUCAAAUGAUGUCAAUUAGCCUAUCAGAAGCUUCUAAAGCCCAUGACAUCAUUUUCUGGAAUUUUCCAAGCUGUUUAAAGGCACAGUCAACUUAGUGUAUGUAAACUUCUGACCCACUGGAAUUGUGAUACAGUGAAUUAUAAGUGAAAUAAUCUGUCUGUAAACAAUUGUUUGAAAAAUGACUUGUGUUGUGCACAAAGUAGAUGUCCUAACCGACUUGCCAAAACUAUAGUUUGCUAACAAGAAAUUUGUGGAGUGGUUGAAAAACGAGUUUUAAUGACUCCAACCUAAGUGUAUGUUAACUUCCGACUUCAACUGUAAGUGCCUUUGAACGGGGUAUGGUAGUAGGUGCCAGGCGCACCGGUUUGAGUGUGUCAAGAACUGCAACGCUGUUGGGUUUUUCACGCUCAACAGUUUCCCAUGUGUAUCAAGAAUGGUCCACCACCCAAAGGACAUCCAGCCAACUUGACACAAAUGUGGGAAUCAUUGGAGUCAACAUGGACCAGCAUCCCUGUAGAACGCUAUCGACACUUUGUAGAGUCCAUACCCCGACGAAUUGAGGCUGUUCUGAGGGCAAAAGGUGGGGGGGAUGCGCAACUCAAUAUUAGGAAGGUGUAAUUAGUGUUUUGUACACUAAAUGUAUACUGUGUUAUUCCUUGUGAAUGUCUUGUUAUUAUUGAUAUGAUUCUGCUGAACAACGCCAGUGGAUAACAUUUUCUUCCACUACUUGUCUUUCAGUUCUUCAGUUCUUCCCUGCCUGGCUCUGAAUUCGACCUGGAGAGCCUUGACUUUGUAAGUUAGACAGAAUCAGAAUCACAUUUAUUUGGCAAAUAUGUGUGCAUGUACAGAAAUGUGACUUGGUGAAAUGGUGCUCCAACAAUAAACAGAAUAUACAGACAGAAAAUAAACAGAUUAUACGGAUACGAUCUAGACACAGAAUUUAAACAAUCCACAUUCUAUGUACACAAUGAACACCAAGCUAAAAACUACAGACUACACUAUAAACUGUAUAAGUUACAUUGAGUUGUGCAUGUAUAGAUGUAUAAAUAAAACAGUUUACAGGAUGAUGUGCAAUAGGGGAAAUAUAUAUGUACGGGUCUGUCCGUGGCAGAGCGCAAAGGGCAGAUGCGGGAUGUGCUUGGUGCAAAGGACAGGUGCGGGAUAGCUUGGUGUUCAUUGUGUACAUACAAUACAAUGUGGAUUGUGUAAAUUCUGUGCAGUUAUAUGAAAGUGCAGGGUGCAUAGUCCGUGGAGGAAUAGUAAACAGGACAUAGCCCAUGAAUGAAAAGAUCAUUGUGGACAAGGUGGCUGGUUGGUAAGGGCCACGGCACGGGGGAAGAACCUGUUCAGGUGGUGGGAGGUUUUGGUCGUGAUUGACCUGAACCAUUUGCCAGAGGGUAGUCUUUGGGAGAUGGGGUGGAAAGGGUAUGGAUAUGUAGACCUGCUGCCGUAGCAGGGCAAGGGGAUUGUGUAUUUAGCUGUUUACUUCCUUUUGUUUCGUUCAUAAAAUAAGCGAAAGUGUCUCACACUGUGGACCCCUCUGUUUUUAUAGAUCCAGGACUUGCUUUCAUCAGAUCCACCCAAAGGGGCUGAGAGAAGUGACAACUACACAGGUAAAAGCUCCUAAUAUACAGUAUAUCAUGCUGACUGCAUUUUUAUUAGCAUAUUUGUAAAUAUUAAUUUAACUUUUAUGUAAUUUUUUAUGGGAGUGACCGUGUACUGAUACUACUACACAGUAAAAUUGCAAGAGUUAAUUCAACUCCCAUGUGUCAAAUUCAACACCAUUUUGGGGUUUAUAUGGUCCCACCCCCAUUUAGUCAAAACUACUAUGGUUUUACACAUUUCUGUGUUUUUAAUUGGCUACCAAGCCAUUUUAGAAUUUUUCUGUGUUUUGAAUUUCAAUCAUCUUAGUUGGAGUACAUUUUCCCUUUAGUAGUUUACUAACUUUUAACACUGUAGGGGCUAAAGCCUAAUUUGCAUAUUUCCCACUGUGCUAUUUGAAUGAAUGAUAAGGUUACCACCGAUUACCGUGACAUCUAAUUCCUUAUGGAAUCCAGCAAGAAGGAGGACAUCCAACAAUCGGAACUUUACAUGAACCACAACCGGCUGUCAAAGUCAGGCUGGAAGGUGUAAUUUGAAAGGACUGCUUAGAUCAUGUAAACGGGAACAACUAUCUCAGUAACAGUUGCAAUAAAUCCAAUCACUUACAGAUUGGGUCAGUUUAGAAAAAUGUAUGUUUUUUAUCUUUGUAUACCAUAAGAUCAAUAACGACCAACGUACAAAACAAAGAUAUUGAAACAAACAAUUCAAAAGAAUCUACCUGCAACAAAGCAUGCUGGGAAAUAUGAUAAUGAGGCCUCUGUCACUUCUUUCAACAUGUAGAAAACGCUCCCAACAUUUCCUGGUUGCUUAAAAUUGUAGGUAAUACUUUAUUUGGAUAGUCCAUCCGUAGAUGCUCUACAGACUAUCCGUAACAUUUAAACUAUCUCCUAACCUUAACCUUUAUCCUAACCUUAAAUUUAGCCCUAACCUUAACUGUUAUUCUAACUCUUAUUCUAACCCUAACCUUAGCAAGCAGUUGCUUAUCAACAGAUAGUUUGUUGAUAGUAUGAACAUCUGUAGAGCAUCUACAGAAUGAUUAUCCAAAUAAAGGGUCACCAAAUUCUAAACCGUUCGCCUAAUUUAAGUUUGUGACACAACAUUGGACCAUUUAAACUGCUGUAAAAUACUGUAUCUUUUCAAUAACCCAAAAUAUUGUAUUUUCUGCUGUUUAAAGCUUCGGAUGUGAAAAACUUAACUUAAGAACCGGAAGCAUGCAAAUGGUCUACUGCUUUUCCGACUUGCUUUCAAUGACAAUGACAGAUGUAUAACACAUUUCUAUGUGACGGGUUGCCUAAAAACCAUCAUACUCCGCACAUACUACUCAUACUACAUAAUACAUACUACAUACUGUGGAAAUUAACACUGUUGAAUCAACUCUUAAAAUGUCAUAGUGAAAAAACAUUAACACUUUAAAUGUAAUACUUCAUGCAGUGUACUCCAAAGAAGUGUAAAGGGGCUGUGGAUACUCCAUAGAUAUCUCUCGCUGUCUCCGGUUACUCUUAAUGGGGUUAGAAAUACUCCCUCUCAAUGAACUCCAGUUAUCAACACUAACUCGAAGAAGCGUAUCACUCUGUUGAGGGUUAAGACCUCUCCAAUAGUCAAUUUAACCCUGUGAUUCCAACUUUCCUUGAUUUUAUAUAAUGCAAUGCUCAGUCAUUAGAUUUAAUGAUGCUUCUUUCUCAUAUUUCAGAGAUCAUAAUCUCAUGUGUUUACAUAUUUCAGAGAUCAUAAUCUCAUGUUUUUCUAUGUUGAUUAAAGCAGGGAAGCAGCUGGUCCAGUACACCUCCCAGCCAAUGCUACUGACUGACCCAUUGACCAAUGAGAACGGCGGAGCGGACCUCCCCACUCUGCUGGAGCAGGAGGGGGACUCGUAUUUCACCCAGGACCAGGACCCUGAAGAGGACCCUUCCAUCUCGCUCCUCACUACCGACUACCACACAGCAGCACCAGACGAGCCCAAACUAUCCUAAAGCACAUUUUUUAAAUAAAGGGAUGUAUUGCAGUGUUUUUGUUUUUUUGUCAUUAUGUUCAUGUGCAGAUGAUGAAAAAUCAACCUUGUUAAAACAUGUAUUAUUAUAGUGUUCAUUAUUCUCUGAGCUAUUGAUUUUCAUUCAUUUUAAGGCUUAAACUACUUAGUGAAAGAAUUUUGCUUAGAUGAAUCAAACCAAAUGUUCGACCUACGCUACUGGCCUGGUUUGUUCAGCUCAUGGAAAGGACUUCCUGGGUUGAAUUAUCUGUGAUCUUAUUGGCGGACAUAAAUAAAGCUCAAUCAUAAUCAUUACUAGGUCAAGUUUUAAGCAUUGUUCACCAAGUUCCUUUAACUGUUAAAAGUGGAAGUAUGCAGAAUAAUUUUUUUGUUAUACCAAGGGUAAAAAUCCAGUACAUUUUCAAAUGUGUGUGCGUGUACACGUGCUUGCGUGGUCCACUAGACUCCACCUGAAUCAUUUCUCUCUUGUCUUUUAGACUCACUAUCCAAGGGAUGUGGCUUGGUUGAUAUAGGGAUAGUACCUUAAUCAUCAUUUUUUUAAGUGUUUGAAUCUUUGUGCUGCACCAAUAUGUUGUUUUAUUCACAGAUGCAGAAAGUGUUUUCUUUGACAUUUUCCUUUGCAUAAUUCAUAAUGGUGUGCUGUUGGUAUUUCAGCACCUUAUAGUUAUACUUUCAUAUAUAAGAUUAUGUUCCAUUGUAUUACUUGUUGUUUAAAGAACCAUACAUUAAUUUAUUUUAGACAGUUCUCCAAGACACCAAAUACUACUUACUCUAGCCCUCAGAAGUGUCAAUGUUCACAUGCAUAUAGUCUGUUGGACGACAAAAUCAUAUUGAUUUUUUAAAAUAAUAUAAUGCUACAUUGAGUAUUGACUAUUAAUUCAUAUUUUUUUCUUGAAGCAUUUUUUCUUGAAGACUAGAUGACCGACUGUCAAUAAAAUAUUACACGUCAGACGUCUGAAUGGCAUUGAGUUUUCUAGUGGAUAACCCAUCUGCCUUUGUUCACAGUAAGCAUUCAUGUCUUGAAAUCAAAUCUAACUUAUUUGGUUUAGAUUUCUUGAAACCAAAUCCACUGAUUUAAGACUGGCCCUUUGUACAAGUGUACAAUAGACUGCUUUUAAGAUGCUUUCUGUAUAUGACAAGAGAUUGAAAUAAUAUCCCUGGGUUAAUCCUUCUAUACCAGCCAGCACAUCCCAUUAUGUGGAUUGCUUUUUGGGAUGGAGAUUAUUUUAAUUUAAAGCAGGAUUCCAUGUAUAUCCUCCAAUGUCUUAUCAAUCAUAUGCUCUUCAUUUCUUAUCUGAAAGCCUGUUUCCCUCGAUCGUUCUUAUUUUAUAGUCAAGUCCUUGUCUAGGAAAACAAAAUAAAUCAUUGAAUCUUGGUUCAAGUGUGAGGAACUUUGUGAAUUUACGCAUUCUUCCCCCAGAGGUUGUUUUGAGUUUGUUCAAACUGUUUUUUUUUUUAUUAACUCCUCUUAAGAAAGGGGAAGUAUUGGAGUGUAUUGAUGUGCUGAAUUGUACAUUGUUAAGCACUUUUACCAGUUCCACCAUAACACAAUGGCACAGCCUGAGAAACCCAAAUUACGCAUGAGUACAAUAUUUUGUGUAUGGUAUGUUUUAAAUAAACAUGGUUGUUUUGAAAUAAAUUAAUUGUAUAUCCAUAAUACAUUACUGCAUUUAAGGUGAUAUUUUAGUUGUAAAUAAUGGCUGAGUAAUCAGUUGAACAGGCAUAUGGAUUACAUAAACAUUGCUCCCCACUUCAGUAUGUGAAAAAUAUGG
Molecule: messenger RNA, 39160 nt
Organism: Coregonus sp. 'balchen'
Lineage: Eukaryota; Metazoa; Chordata; Actinopteri; Salmoniformes; Salmonidae
Source: the annotation of a GenBank genome assembly